AUGCAAAGUGGCAAUUAUUCAUCUAUACCUCAAAUUCAAUCAGCUAGGAGUAUAUACAAAAGCCCCAAAACAAAAUUUUUUCUUAUAAAAAGCUCCUCAGAUAAAAAUAUUUCAAUUUCUCUAAAUUAUAGUAUAUGGGCAACAACACCAAAAAACGAAAAUAAAUUUCUCAGUGCCUUUAUAGAAAAUGAUUAUGUAAUUUUAGUAUUUUCCGUCAAUGAGAGUUCUAAAUUUUGUGGCUAUGCUAUUAUGAGAUCAAAACCAGGAGAAUCCAAAAAUAAUAAUGUAUAUUUUUAUUAUGACGAUAAAAUAUUUCGAGGAAAGAAUUUUGAUAUUCAAUGGAUUAGAAUAGUGGAUGUGUUUUUUCACGAGGUAACACAUUUAAAGAAUAGCCUUAAUGACAAUAAGUUAAUUAAAGUAGGAAGAGACGGUCAGGAAAUUGAACAAAUGGCUGGAAUGAAAUUAUGCGAUAUUUUUGAAGCCAAAUUCGAACGAAUGGGCACAUUUACGAACUUUAAUAAAAUUCCACAAGCGCCAAAAAUAAUUGAUACAAACCCCAACCGGAUGAUAGACACUACAAAUGGUGAAGAACAAAAAGAUAAAAUAAAAUUAUAUCCAAUAAACAAUGAUUUAAAUAUGAAUUAUAAUACUUUUCGUAAGCUAUAUGAAGAGUCAAAAUAUAAUCUAACUAAUAUAUAUAAUCCAGCAUUACAUAUAUUUCCUAUUGAUUUAACAAAUAUGAGCUAUGAUGAUUAUAUUGAUUUAUAUGAAAAAUCUUUACCCGUUUGGAAACAAAAAAUGCAAGAACUGCAAUUAAAUUGUAAUUAUAUUAAGCAAUAA
Plasmodium vinckei vinckei is the source of this 840-nucleotide messenger RNA. Its product is annotated as YTH domain-containing protein, putative. Gene Ontology annotation, biological process: regulation of mRNA splicing, via spliceosome; mRNA splicing, via spliceosome. The transcript has 7 exons. Gene Ontology annotation, molecular function: mRNA binding; N6-methyladenosine-containing RNA reader activity. The coding region runs from base 1 to 840 and encodes 279 amino acids. The record is from RefSeq and is a predicted model, not a curated record. Gene Ontology annotation, cellular component: nucleoplasm. NCBI's taxonomy places the organism in Eukaryota, Apicomplexa, Aconoidasida, Haemosporida, Plasmodiidae.